AUGCGUCUCAGGAGACUGGGACAUGAAAAAUCCAAAAAUGGAUGUCUGACUUGCAAGACUCGCAGGAUCAAAUGCGACGAAAACAGACCAUGGUGCCGCAACUGCACCCUUUCGGGCCGCAAAUGCGAAGGCCCCCUUGAACCAUCUUUGCGGUUUAUCCAGGACCAAACCUGGGAUUCGAUCAGCUUUCGGCGAUCAAGACCGCCUCUUUCAGCGUUCGUCACUGGCAAUCGGUCAAGUUCUUCGGCCAACUUCGAGAAGCCUCCGAUUUCCCUUCACGCCGAAUUCUCCCUCGCCAAACCUGCACGGGCUGCAGAUGAGAGGCGAGCUUUUGCGCACUUUAUCCAUCGUGCAGGCCCAUGCUUUGCUGGUGCAAUUGAUGCGAAGUUUUGGAAUGUAUUGGUUCCACGCCUCGCUCAGACAGAACCACUAGUCUGGGAUCUUGUCAUAUCCAUGAGCCACCUCUUUGAACAGGUCCCGUUUGAAGGCCUCGUUACCUCCUAUGUUCCCAACGAAACCCCCGAUGCCCAAACUCCUGCCCAUCGACAAGCAUUGACUUGGUACAACAGAGCCAUAUCUACCCUGAGGACGCGUAUCAACACCAGCGAGAUUGAUGAUGUUUUUGCCCUUGUGAGCUGCAUUUUGUGUACCAGUGUCGAGUUUCAACAGAGGAAUGUGGGAAAUGCGUUGCACCUUAUGACCAGUGGAUAUCGGAUAUUCACUCAGUCCCUGACCACCACGAAGCAGUAUGCUAGGUGUUCCGACACUCUUGAGCUCGCAGACACCAUUAUUCCAUUUGUGUCUCGCCAUGUCGUUCUCAUGGCGGCGAUCGGCAUCAUUACGAUGCCGCGGAAGACAUCCUAUAAUCACAUGAACCCCUUCCAGCCUCCUACUACUCCUGUCUUGCAGAUCAUAUAUGAGUCGAGGUCGCAGCUUUACCAGACUCUUUUCCAAGCAUACGAAGUCAUUCGGGUGGCUUGGCUUAUGUGGCAUGACUUGGACGUGAUUGACGCGCUAUCAGCUAAGCAGGCUUGGUGGUUAAGAGAAAUGGAAAAAUGGCAUGUUAACUUCGGAUGUCAGUCUUGGAAGACUGCUGAUUCCGAGGUGAAGCAGGCUAUGGACUACCUUGCCAUUUGCUGGAACGUGUGUUACAUAUGCCUGGCCACUUGCUUGUCGACUGAGCAACUUCCAUUUGAUCGAUACAUCGAUCACUUCUCUCGGAUUCUCCAACUGGCUGAGCAGUACAUAGAAGCUGGCCGUCAGGAGACGUUAUCUACAGUCCCACAGACUGCAAUAACUCCUGCGCUCUAUUUUACAGGUAUAAGAUGCCGAGAUCCUGCGUUGCGUCGCAAAGCCCUUUGGCUUCUGCGUCGAGCACCAAGAGACGAAGGGUUAUGGGGGGCCAUUUCAACAGUAAGCGUUGUUGAACACGUGAUUUCCACCGAGGAAGGCAUCAAUGUUGCCGAGCUAAGCAACUGCAACAUGGACGACGAUUGGAACCAGAACAAGAUAUGCAUGCCUCCCGAGCACCAAAGAUUUCAUUAUACCGCUGUAACGGUGCAGAAGAAUUCAAACGCAAAGUUGGAGGUCAUGUUACAGUUGGGAAGAAUUGGCCUUGAGGAAAACGGGCAAAGAGGGGUUGUGUAUAGAAUGAUCUCGCUUGGAGAGUGUUAUUGA
Exophiala mesophila is the source of this 1677-nucleotide messenger RNA. RefSeq lists its product as uncharacterized. The record is from RefSeq and is a predicted model, not a curated record. Gene Ontology annotation, biological process: regulation of DNA-templated transcription. NCBI's taxonomy places the organism in Eukaryota, Fungi, Ascomycota, Eurotiomycetes, Chaetothyriales, Herpotrichiellaceae. Gene Ontology annotation, molecular function: DNA-binding transcription factor activity, RNA polymerase II-specific; zinc ion binding. Bases 1 to 1677 code for a protein of 558 amino acids. The transcript has 2 exons.